AUGCCCAUGAUACGUUACUAUCCUCUUCACUCAACUGGACAAAGCGGUGAAGAUAUCGAGUUGCAAGGGCACGGCCCUGCAGUUGUUGAAGUUCCGUGUACGAAGGGCAAACCUAGAAACUUUUCAGCGAGGGAGGUUGCGUUAGCGAAACAGAAGCAGAAGUACAGAACGAAACCAUUGCACUCGGAGAACUCUACUGCGGGCAGCUCACAGACUCCCAAGCCCAAUGUCCCCAAGUCAUCUUCGCAACCACAUGCAGCUGGCUCCUCAUCGUCCACCACACCUACCGUCGGCGAUCCUACCAUAGCUACGACCUCAACACCCUCGCGCCUAGAUGCAACGAUAAGACAGGCUGGACUCUGGGCCCGCUUCUGGCUCUUUAUUGGUUGUCUGUCUCCUGAAACCAUUCUUUUGUACGAUACCACAUAUCACCUGGGUUUCCUUAACGCAGAGACCAAAUUCACUUUUCAAAUCUGGCAGUUCAAAAUUGAUAAUGGUGCAAGGCCUUUGCGUCAGAAAUCGGCUGUGUCCACUGUUGCCCAUACGUGCGAGCGUAGGUGGUGUUUGACCGCACCCUGGCAAAUGGCCAUUCCUCUCAAGUGGGUGGUGCCAAUAUAA
This is a messenger RNA of Suillus subalutaceus, 618 nucleotides long. RefSeq lists its product as uncharacterized. The record is from RefSeq and is a predicted model, not a curated record. The coding region runs from base 1 to 618 and encodes 205 amino acids. Lineage: Eukaryota; Fungi; Basidiomycota; Agaricomycetes; Boletales; Suillaceae. The transcript has 5 exons.